Messenger RNA from Sarcophilus harrisii (Tasmanian devil), 775 nucleotides. RefSeq names its product chromosome 1 C19orf53 homolog (gene C1H19orf53). The coding region runs from base 34 to 324 and encodes 96 amino acids. The transcript has 3 exons. The record is from RefSeq and is a predicted model, not a curated record. NCBI's taxonomy places the organism in Eukaryota, Metazoa, Chordata, Mammalia, Dasyuromorphia, Dasyuridae.
CGGGUUCCUUUUCUGCCGGCGAGAGGCGCGGACAUGGUUCAAGGGAAGCAGAAGUUUCAGGCCCGGAGGCCGGCCAAGAAGCGAUCGGCGGCGACCGCUCCUUCGACGUGCCGGGGUCUGAGGAAAGGCGAGCGAGUCAUAGCCCCCAAAAAGGCCCGAGCCGUCCAGCAGCGGAAACUAAAAAAGGACCUGGAGGGUGGUAUCCGAAAGAAAAUCGAACACGAUGCUGUGAUGAAAGCCAACAACAGCUUGCCCAAGAAACUGGCCCUUCUCAAGUCCCCAGAGAAGGGGACCAAGAAAAAGGAAGGUGGUGGCAAGCAUUAAUCCAGGCAGGCAACAAGGGAAAAAUGGGGAGGCCCUUCAUCCCAGACCUCACUUGACUGCUUGACCCUGUGGCCCUGAAAUCUCUUGAUACCCCGGUAUGUUUGUGGAUACAUAAGUGGUGACAGCUGCCUUAGGAAAGAAGAAAUAGGCUUCUCCUCAGUCAAGAAUAGCCCUGUUAUCUGUCCUCCUUUUCACCACAAUCACGUAGGCCUCAGUUUGACUAAAAUAGCAUCUUCUCAAGCCUGCAACUUCUCAGAUCCCCUGAAGAAGACAAUGGGACUUCUCAAGAAUAGAUGAUGCCUUCCUGGUUGGCAGGAGGCUGCUGGGAUCUUCAGCAGCUCCAGGAGUCACUUCAGCCCAAUUUGUCUUCUCAUUUCUCCUUCCUUGUACCCGCCCUGAGCCCCACAUCCUGUCUAAUGUGAAGCAAUAAAAAAGAAACAGUUACUCUCCA